AUGGUGGGACGCCUACAACACUUUCUCUUUUCGCUUUCUCUGUUCUGGGCCGUUCUCUAUGCCUUGCGUCACUACCGGCGACGACGGACAUCAAACGCAGCGUUCUUACCCGCUCCGACGUCUUCAACGAAGUCACUAUCCUGCGAGCUGCUCAGAUCUCGCACAACCCGUAUCACGCUCAGCAAAUUCCAUAUAGGAGUCUACUCCACUGCAUUCAACAAUGUCCACCAACACUUCGCCGCGAGGCUGAAGCAUAGCCGGUGGAAGCGUCUGCUGGGUUUCGCGUACGAUGCAGGAAGUUUGCUGGGAGUAUUGGGCAUGCUGGGGUCAGUAUUGUUGCUGCUUUGGACGACUCUACACCUCGUCUCCUCUGCACAUGUGAUCCAGACACCGAUCUCUUCCGCUCCUCGUACCCUCCACAAGAGAGAGGAGCUGUUUGGCGAGACUUUGCUCUCGUCCGAGAGUAGUUCGCAAGACGCACCUUUGCAGCUCAUUAUCCCGGGUGUCACAACUCCUCUCCACCAUCUUCCCAUCCUUUUUGCCGCCCUGUCAGCGACGCAACUCAUUCAUGAAGCAGGACAUGCCGUUGCCGCCGCUCUAGACUCCGUUGUAUUAGGUUCGGCUGGUCUCGGGCUCACCUUCAUCCUGCCGUCCGCUUUCGUCUCAUUUGCUGCUGGAGAGACCGAGUCCCUGCCGCCGCGUUCACGUCUCCGCCUCAUUUCCGCCGGAGCGUAUCAUAACCUACUCUUUUGGCUGUUCCUAUCCGGCAUUGCAUGGACGAACGUCUCCUAUCACGUCUGGACAGUAUUGGGAUACCAAGAUGUUACCGCAUACGGGCGGGUUGUUAUACACAUCGACGAGAGCUCGCCGUUAUACGGCCAUCUGCCCGUCGGUUCGGUGGUUUACAAGGUCGGAGACGACACCCUCGAUGGCCCCCAAGGCGCCCCGAGCCGGUGGGAGUCCCUUCUAUCAAACAAGCGGGACGGGCCGGCCCCUACCCUCGGGUGGUGCACAGACGAGGCUUGGUUCGCAGUGCAAAACGCCACCUGCUGUAUCACGCGACCCUCAUCAUCAGAAGUAUUCAUGGGGCAAUCCUGCUUCGCGCCCAUCGCCGACCCCUCCUUCGAACGAUGCGUCGACCCCCUGCUCUUCCUCGAUGCUCCCGACACGCGCCGUUGCUCGUCUGUCGUCGACUGCGGCCACGGCCAGCUCUGCAAUCGGCCGCGCGGAGACCAGGAGCUCGUGUCGCUCACGAUGCAUCUCCCUCCGUGGCUUCGGGACGGGAGGGAAGCGGACGAUGUUGAGCGGAGGCUUGUGUGGCAGGGAGACACGUCGGAGAUCCUGCAUGAAGUUGAGGUCGGCGACUGGCUGCCCAGCUACGAGGUGCUGCCCAUAGGUCUCCCCGUUCUCUGGGAUAACCUCUUCCUGUGCGUACCAUAG
Molecule: messenger RNA, 1440 nt
Organism: Dichomitus squalens LYAD-421 SS1
Lineage: Eukaryota; Fungi; Basidiomycota; Agaricomycetes; Polyporales; Polyporaceae
Exons: 6
Coding region: 1-1440 (479 amino acids)
Biological process (GO): regulation of response to endoplasmic reticulum stress; membrane protein intracellular domain proteolysis
Cellular component (GO): cytoplasm; membrane
Molecular function (GO): metalloendopeptidase activity
Source: RefSeq, a predicted model, not a curated record